Messenger RNA from Anolis sagrei ordinatus, 2034 nucleotides. RefSeq names its product aldehyde dehydrogenase 9 family member A1 (gene ALDH9A1). The record is from RefSeq and is a predicted model, not a curated record. NCBI's taxonomy places the organism in Eukaryota, Metazoa, Chordata, Lepidosauria, Squamata, Anolidae. Gene Ontology annotation, molecular function: aminobutyraldehyde dehydrogenase (NAD+) activity; 4-trimethylammoniobutyraldehyde dehydrogenase (NAD+) activity.
GAGGGGGAAGGGGCGUGGCCAGGCGAGGCGAGGGGGAGUCCAAAGGCCGUUAUAGGGGAGCAGAAGGACUGAAAGAGGCCUUUUUCGACCGAGUGGAGCUGCAAACUUUGUUCCUACGUACCACACCUCGGAUGCUUUUCAGUCCCAGCUUCUUGUGUCUUCUGCGUGGUGCCCCUCGUCUCCUCCAUUGCGCUGCCAUGAGCACUGUCACUGGUACAUUCCAGCUGGAGCAUGCCCUCAACUACCGAGAUGGCGCCCGAACUGAGCCAGCAGAUGGGGACCACAUGGAGGAGACCUAUGAGCCCGCAACUGGCAGAGUUAUUGGCAAGUUUCGCUUCUCGGGAGAGAAGGAGGUAGAUCUGGCUGUGCAGAGUGCACAGGCUGCCUUUAAAAUAUGGAGCCAGAAAUCAGGCAUGGAACGGAGUACUAUCCUACUGGAGGCUGCCAGGAUUAUCCGGGAGCGGAGGGCAGAAAUUGCUACAAUGGAAACAAUAAAUAAUGGAAAGUCAAUCACUGAAGCCCUUGUGGACAUUGACGUAUCUUGGCAGAGUCUGCAGUACUAUGCUGGCCUAGCUGGCUCCAUGGCAGGUCAGCACGUCCAGCUCUCUCAAGGAUCCUUUGGUUAUACCAGAAGAGAGCCUCUUGGAGUGUGUGUUGGGAUAGGAGCUUGGAACUACCCUUUUCAGAUUGCCUGCUGGAAGUCAGCUCCUGCUUUAGCCUGCGGUAAUGCCAUGGUUUUCAAGCCUUCGCCCUUCACCCCAGUGUCUGUUCUUUUGCUGGCGGAAAUCUACAAUGAAGCUGGUGUUCCCAAGGGGCUUUUCAACGUGGUGCAAGGUGGAGCUGCCACAGGCCAGUUUCUAAUUCAACACCCAAAGGUCGCCAAGAUCUCUUUUACUGGGAGUGUGCCAACAGGCAGCAAGAUUAUGGAGAUGGCAGCUAAAGGAGUAAAACCAGUUACUCUGGAGUUAGGGGGCAAGUCCCCCCUCAUCAUCUUUUCUGACUGUGUCUUUACGAAUGCUGUGAAAGGAGCGCUCAUGGCCAAUUUCCUUUCCCAAGGCGAGGUUUGCUGUAACGGUACUCGAGUAUUUGUACAGCGUGAAAUCCUGGAUGCUUUCACCAACGAAGUUGUGAAAGAAACCCAGAACAUCAAAAUUGGUGACCCUCUCCUGGAAGACACAAGGAUGGGAGCCCUUAUCAACCGGCCCCACCUGGAGAAGGUGUUGAGUUUUGUGAAACAAGCAAAGGACCAGGGUGCACAGGUACUGUGUGGUGGGGACCCAUAUGUACCAGAAGAUCCCAUGCUUGCUGGUGGCUUUUACAUGACUCCUUGCGUGUUAGGCAACUGCAAAGACAGCAUGACAUGUGUAAAAGAAGAGAUUUUUGGCCCUGUCAUGUCCAUCCUGCCCUUCGACACAGAAGAAGAAGUUCUGGAGAGAGCCAACAACACUCGUUUUGGCCUUGCAGCAGGGGUCUUUACCAGGGACAUCCAGAGGGCCCACAGAGUAGUUGCUGGUCUCCAGGCUGGGAUGUGUUUCAUCAAUAAUUACAAUAUUAGCCCUGUGGAACUUCCCUUUGGAGGAUACAAGAUGUCAGGAUUUGGCCGAGAGAAUGGGGAAGCGGCGAUUGAAUAUUAUUCCCAACUGAAGACUGUCUGCGUGGAGAUGGGCAAUGUGGAAUCAGUGUUUUAGUGAUACUCUGGUUCAGUCAACUGCUUCCAGCUAGCAAUCAAGUGAAGUGCCAUAUACUGUGGAAAUGACCUGGAGUGUGUGACAAUAUUACUGUCUACCUCCAUUUUGAAUUUUGUUAUAUCACUCUGCUCUUUUCUCUUGAACUUACUAUGCAGAAAGGCAAAAUAUCCAAUUGCUAGACAGCAAAUGUUCCUCCUGGUCUCUGUUUCUGCUUGUCAUCUUAAUACCUUGAAGUUGUAGGCAAUAAGUGAGUGUAUGUCACAAAAAUGAUUGUAUCUAUGCUGCUUUUUCUAGAUGAGCACUUUUAAAAGCAAAUAAAAAUCCCGGAAUUAUCACUUGUAUAAAA